Messenger RNA from Caenorhabditis auriculariae, 3481 nucleotides. NCBI's taxonomy places the organism in Eukaryota, Metazoa, Nematoda, Chromadorea, Rhabditida, Rhabditidae. The record is from the annotation of a GenBank genome assembly.
AUGACCCAGGACGUCUGUUGGAUAGGACCAGAAAAAAAAUCGAAAAAAAAAUCAAGGAUUCAUGAGUAGGCGUUGAAGUAGAGAAAGACAUUAUGGAACUUGAUACAAAUAUUUUUUUGGUUAUCUUCAAAAAAGUUUAGAAUCUAGAGAACAUAUUUAAUCACGGAAGACCUUAUGGAACUUUUUAAGAAUUAAAAUUCAGAAAUCGUUGAAUACGGAAGACUCUAUGGAACUUUUCAAAAAAACCUUUUUUCCAGAAUCCCCUCACGAGCUUAAAAUUAUACAACAAACUGUUGAUUUUUUUCAAAGCCUUUUCAUUUUUUCAGACGGAAACUCGGGAAAGAGAGAAGAACAAAUGGGCCGUUGUGACUGGUGAACAGAUCGCCAACUAUAAAAGACACGACUGGGACUCUCUUUUGACCUGCAGGAAUAUUGUCUUUGCCAGGUAAGCACUGAGAUUUGAAGAAAUAUAGUUGAUCCACGGGGUCAUUGAGAAAGGGUUUUGACACGAUUUCAAAAAGAGAUAAUGCCUGGUGGAGAGCGCAGGGAAGCCACGCCCCCUUGGGGCUCCAACUCUAAUAAAAAUAAAGUUCUUAACCGCAGUGAACCCCGAAAUAAGUGAAAUUUUCGUUGAUUUUCGGGGUACAACCCAAGUUAGACCUGGUGGUACGCACCCCUGAAACGACGGAUCGAAAAGAAAAACCGUUUUUGAGCUACCGUAACAAAUCAGGAUGGAACUGUAGAGUUGUACUGUUAAGAAACUGUUUUGAAAUAGGAAUUGGGGUGCACCGUCACUUUUGUUCGAGAAGCUAGCCCUGAAUCGGCUAUUUGGAGUUGGGAAAAGUUUAAGGAAUAUUUCGCUUUUUCAAACAGAAAUGUUUUCCUGAACGUGUUACUACUCGCAGAGUUUUAUUUCAAGCAAAACAGAAACAUGAAAAUUUAUUAAAUGGAACUUUUAGUGAGAAAAGGUUGUUUCAAAACUUUUGAAACUUUUCGAAAAGUCUAUUUGAAAUAAGGACGAAAGUCAGGAGUUUCCAAGAAAUGCGAAUCGAAAUUCGGGUUUUGAGGCUAAUUUCACGAAAUUCAAAUAACCAUUAGAGAGUGAAAAAUAUGUACAAAUGAAAUUUUGGAGAGUCACAGAUAAUUUUGAAUCGUGCAAAACUACUAGUUUGGGCGAGCUUUGUAACUCAGAUCUGUUUGAAAUGCAUUUCAUUUUUUUAAUUUUUCACGAUUCCAAAAAUGAUUCUUCCGUUUUUCCGGGGAUCUAUCGACUUUUUGAGAAUUUUUGAAAAAGUUCAAGAAAGUUUUAUUUUCAACUUGUUGUUUUUCUUCAACUUUAAACAGUUUUUUAGUAAAAUGUGAUUUUCUUUUUCAACUAGUCCUAUUUUGGUCUUUUUUUGGUGAAUGUACGGAAGUCAUUUCAUACCUUUUAUAGUCGAAAAUGCAUACGUCUUCAUCUCAAUUUAUUCGAAGUUUCUUUCAAAAUUCGAUUCCAGAACGAACCCGGAGCAGAAGCUGCACAUCGUGCAGGAAGUCCAGAGGAGAGGCGAGACUGUGGCGGUCACUGGGGGCGGAGUCAACGAUGCUCCGGCUCUUGCUCAUGCUAACGUCGGCAUCGCCAUGGGUCUCAAUGGUGAGCUUCAACUUGUGAAAAAAAAAGAUUUUUUUUUUGAGUGGUUUCUUAUAAGUUUCUCUUUCGAUCGACACGUAGCACUUUUGAAACAUUUAAUUUUCAGCUCAUAAGUUGAACUUUGAAUACAUCUUUUGUUAAAAACUUGAGUUGAAGGGAGCGAUAUCGCGAAACAAACGGCCGAUAUCGUACUGCUCGAUGACAACUUCGCUUCGAUCGUGAUGGGAAUCGAAGAGGGACGGUUACUCUUCGACAAUUUGAGGUUGAACUCUCGGAAAAGUCUCCUCACAAAGAGUGUUCAAGACUAUCACUGGCCUACACUUUCGCCCAUCUUUGGCCCGAAGUUUUCCCGGUUAUGUUGUCGUUCAUCCUUGGUCUCCCUCAUGGCUUAUCUCCUCUACAGGUCAGUUUAUCGGGAAAUAUAAUUCUGGAAAAACGAUAUCCAUUUUUAAAGGUGAACUGAGCGGAAAAAUUAUAAUUGCAAGAUAGUUAAAAUGAUGGAAAAUGUGCAGAAACCCUGAAAAUCUUCAGAUGGACCAAUUUUGCAAUAAAGAGCCGCUUGAAUUGAGAAAAGAUACCAAAAUCGAUGAUUAUUAUAAUUAUUACAUGUCUGUUUUCAAUAAGAUCGAAUGAUAAACGAUGAACCCAACGCUUCUAAAAGGACACCCAAACAGAAGAGUCCGACCUUAGUUCGACAUUUUUGCAGAUCCUCUCGGUGGACCUGGCCUCGGAGAUGCCGCCGGCCGUGUCCCUGGCCUACGAGCAGCCCGAAAAUGACAUAAUGCACACGCCGCCGCGUUCCCGGACCGCCCGUCUUUUGUCGAAAAGCCUUCUGGUUUACGCCUACGUCCUCGCUGGUUUCGGAAUCACCAUUGGUUGUAUAGCCGCCUAUCUCAGCGUUUAUUGGUGAGCCAGGGGUUUUUUUUUUGAUGAAAAAGUUUUUUCUUUGCAAUUUUUUUUUCAAAUUUUUAUUCCUCGCUCAUAUUCCUCAAGAUAAAUUUCCAGGUACCACAACAUCAGCGUAGGCGACAUUUUGUUCACGGCGGAGCAUCAUUGGAAGGUCGGGGCCAGGAAUUUCACGACGAGCGAAGGCCUCGUCCUCGAUGAGCAGCAACAACUUUUCAUCAAGGGCCAGGCCGCCGCCGCCUGGCAAAUCACCUUGGUCAUGUCUCAGGUGCAGCAAUCAACCAAAACUUGCUCAUUUUCAAGUUCAAGGUGUUUCACUUGUACAAUUGCACGACACGUCGCGUUUCCGUCUUCAAACACGGAUUUUCCAACAUUGUCAGCGUCUUUGCCGUCAUUAUUGAGGUGAGCUGCAACGAGAAAGAUGUCCUCUUAAGUGGCUACUCAAAGGUCACAAAGCCAUCCCUUAAGUUGCCAUUCUAGAAUUCACUAUGAAAAGACCCUGAACGAAAAUAUUUCAAGUAGCUCAAGUUUAUAGGCGACCCAAUCGGCAUAGUGAAUAAAAUAUUUCGAUUGGACACUUGAGUGGUUUCAAAGUUAUUUAUUAUACUUGAUCAGAAUCUUUAAUUCGAUCAAUUUUGGUCAUUUUUUUUUGAAACUUGAUUUUUUUUUUCAUAAAACAUUCUCUACAUCGAGUUGUUAACAAAAACUAGCCGUGAUUGCAAAAAUUAAAAGUGUAGGGUUCGAUAAAAGUUUCAGAUCCUGCUGCUGUUCAUGUUCGUCUACACGCCGGUCUUCCAGUACAUCAUGGACAUUCACACGCCGCCGCCUCACGUCUGGGCGAUCGCCCCUCUCGUCGGACUCUAUCUGUUGGUCCUCAACGAGGUCCGCAAGUACUUCAUCCGCAACUAUCCCAAGAACAAGUUCGUGCGGCUCAUCAAAUGGUAG